GCUCGUAGCAACAAGUACAAACAACAAACAAGCAUGGCGUCGUCGAAAACAUUCGAAGAUUUAGAUCUCUCUCGCGAAGAAAUUAAGAGAAUAGAGACAGCGUUGAAAGAUGAAAAGUUCCGAAAAAUGUUUAUUGAGUAUGCAGAGGAGAUUUCCAAUCCGGAAAACCGCAGAAUAUACGAAGAAGAGAUUGCAAUGUUGGAAAAUGAACGAGGUAUGGACGUUCAGUUUGUUAACCCAGAACCGGGUCAUGUCUUGAAAACGGCAGUUACCGGCGGCAAGAAAGCUUUCAUUAACAUUUGCACAAGUGACAAGAUGGGUAAACCAACGUCAAGAAAGGAACAAAAUAAGGAAGGAAAAAGAGGUUUACAUUGGCAAAUCCCUCACUCUUUUGCACCACCCAGGGAAGAUUUUGACAAGUCGAAAGAGACUUGCAUGGUUUACGAUGUUGUAUUCCAUCCAGAUACAUAUCGCAUGACAUCGAAUCCCCAUUUCUUAAAACUUGUAGAGGAUACAGCUGUUGAAGGAAUAGAACGUCAGUUUGAUGUAAAACUGGACCGCAACAAUAUCCGCCGUCCUAAGAUGAAGUGCAAGGGCAAACCUGUGGCAACUGUGAUAAGAAAUAGGAAAGAGGAUGUUGAUAAAAACAAGGCCAAAAAAGAUGAAACUGAUCCGUUAUCUUCUAUGCCUUAUCCAUAUCCUGAUAAAACAAGUUCUGAAUUAGCUGAAGAAAAGAACAAACAAGCUGAUAAAAAGGCAUCAAAAGAGAGCAAAACAAAAUCAAACAAUUUGAUAAAGGAAGAAAAUGGCUAUACUACUCCGAGUUACACAAUUACUCAUCGUUCUAAUCUUGAUUUGCAAGAAUUUAGAAAUGCGCCUGAUUCAAGACCAACUACAAGACCAAAGGAACUGAUAGUUAACAUUGAGUUACCUUUGUGUAAAUCGGCAGCAGGGGUUGAUUUGGAUAUUUUUGAAGAUAAACUUUCUUUGAAAAGUGAAAAACCAGCUUACAAACUUGAUUUCAAGCUGCCAUAUCCAGUGGACGAUGAAAAUGGUUCUGCAAGAUUUGAUAAAAGCAAGAAGUCAUUGGUAAUAACUCUGCCAGUUUUAGCAGGAGAAAUCCCUGAAAUACCGUCCUUUCUAGAUUCAAAGAAUGAAACUGAUAUUCCAUCACUCAUUGAAGAAUUGCCCCCUUUGGAAGAAGUUAACAACUCUGCAGAUGAUGUGGCAGAUGAUUUGCCUAUAUUAGAAGAAAUUAUCUUGGAAUCCGAAUGUAUGGAUAACAAGUUGUCAGAAUCAUCUAUGGAAGCCAACAAGACCAAGAUAUCCUAUAACUUGCCUGAAUAUGACUUUAAUCAAGACCAAGAGACUAUAACAUUUGUGUUUCAUGUACGAAACAUCAGUGAUGAUUCUGUCUGCAAGUCAUUUCCAUGUCCAGGCAGUUGUGAGAUUAAGUUUGUAUCAAUAGGCUCUGGAGGAUUCCCCAUGCAUUACCGGUUCCUUAGUUCUUUUGGUGAAGAUUGCAAGCUUGUAGCAGAGCACUGUACAGUGGACAUUUCAGACAGAAAUUUAACCUUCACUUUGCUGAAGCAGAAGGAUAGCAGAACUAUGUGGAACAAGUUUUUUGCUGGUGCAGAUGAAGAAAACAUGGAGGAGAAGGUAUUUGUGACAUCUGACAAUCUGCAAGAGGAGCUUGAUCAGUUACAACAGGAGGGAGAAAACAUGGGACAGACAGACGAACAUGCCCCCGAGCAACAUGCUGCAAACAUCAAGGUUGUUGAAAUGAAUGAAAAAAGACUGACAUUAAAUAUCAGGAAGCCGACUGUGAGUUUCAGUGAGGAGGAGGAGGAUGCAUAUGAUGGUGAAGACUCGCCCCUGUCAGCUGGUAUUGAGGUGGUACAUUCCUAUAAACCUCCAAGUCUACAUGGUAUCCUUAAACAACGUUCUAUAUCAGAAUCUAGUGAAGAUCAUCUUAGUUUGUCAAGUGAUAGCCCAACAGCUUGCAGCCCCAGAGAUAGUGAUGGGAGCUCCGGCAGACGAUCAGUGACAUUUAACAGUCACAUAGACCAAACAACAUUCAAAACAAACGCCACAGUGACAAGUAUGAAACAAGCAUUGAAAAGUAAAAGAAAGAGGAACCGUAAGAGAGAAGAGAGGAAGAGGGAACGUGAAGGUAGAAGACGACAUAACAGCAAUGGCUCAGAGUGUAGCAGUUGUGAUGAGCACGAUGCAAGGCAUAGUUCCGAGUCUCACAGUGAAGAAGACCCAGAAACAGAGGAUUUAGCCCAACAGUUGCAUGACACUGGGAAGAAGGUGGAAGAUUAUGGUGUAAUUAUUGAGGACCAAGAAGAUGUUGAUGAAAAACAUGAAACAGAGGAAAGUAAAGCUGAAAGUGAUGUCAGUAAAACCCCUGGGUAUCAGAUACAUUCUGAAUCUGAGAAUAAAUCUAGCAAGUUUGCAGCUGAAGUGAAAAGUAAUAUGGAGAAAAUGAAAGUUGGUGCAGGGGAUAAUGACAGUGAUGAUGAUGAUGUUGUAGAUGAUAGUGAAGUAGAAAGAACUAGUGAGAAUGGUGCAAAAAAUGUGAUCACUAAAGAUGAAAAUGAGCAGAAAAAAGUAAAUUUGACUAGUGGUAAAAUUGAGAAUAAGAAAGUUGAAGAAAGUGAUCUCAGUAUGGCAGGAAAUGGCAAAACUCCAAUCAUGGCAGCUAAUGAUAACUCAGGGGAGACAAUAAAUAAAGGUGAUACAAAAGGUGCAAUCAAGGGAAACAAAUCAGGUAAGGGAAGUCAGAAGGGAGUGAAGUUCAAGGAUGAUGUGAAAGGAAAUAAAGCAGAAGAAAAAGAAGAUAAGAAAGCAGAAAUAGAGAAUAUUGUGGAAACAGAGCUGAGUUGGAAUGAAGGGAACAAGUCGUCUCCCUUUAAUGAGCACAGAACUCAGUGUGCCUUCAACUUCUCCAAUAAUGUUAUGUUUGAUCUUGAUAUUGAUUAAUGUUGUUGUUCAUGUUGAUGUGAAGUUCUGUUGGUUUUAUGUAUUAUUCAAAUGCUGACACAAGUGGUUUGUAAUUUACUUAUAUCUUUUGAAAAGGAAUUGUAAAUAACAUUAGAAAUAAGAACACUUCUAAAGUAGAAUUUAUGUGUACAUUUUGAGUGAAGUCUAAUUAAGAAAUUGGUAGUUAUGUUUUUGUUUGUCAAUGAUCAGCUCUUUAGUUCUGGAAUAUUUACCUUGAUUGUUUCUGCGUUUUUUAACGUUUGAUUUUUUUCAUGGAUCUAUUUUUGUUUACAAGUUGACAUAAUUAUUAAAUAGGACAAAAUUAUAUGAAAAAAAGAUACGUCAAUAGUUUAACUUUGUGCUCGAGGGACUAUCAACUUUUUUCUCUAUGUCUAAUCAUUUAAACAUAAAACUUUGAUAUUCCUGGUGAAAGAAAGGGGUUUUUUUUUGGUGUGUUUUUCUCGGUACUUGGUUAUAUUUUUAAGUACAUAUUUUGAACAGGAACUAUAUGAGUAAAAUUAUUUGUUUUCUUGUGAGCUUUUGUGAUAUUUAGUUUGAAAUUGUUCAUAUGUUCUGACUUGAUUUCUGUAAAAAAAUACAAAAAAAAAAUAAGUGUACCAUAUUUUGUACAUUUGUAACUUGUAUAUAAGUGUUUGUAUAUGGCACGAAUUAUUUCAUCAUGUAUUUUUUACUAACAGAAAACUUACACAUACAAUGAUACAUGUAUAUAUAAUAAUUAUAUAUAUAUAUAAAAAAAACAAUGAAAUUAUUGAUGUCACUGGGUAUGUUCUAAGAAUAUCAUGAUUAUAUGAGAACUGUAUACUUACAUGUCUGCAUUUAUGAUAUUUGUAUUUUGUGGACUUUUUUUUAAUCUCUUGGCAAUGGUUUCAAACCAUUUAACAUGUUUAUGAAGAUAUCCGAUUCAAUGGCUUCAACAUAUGGCUGAAAUGAUAAAGGAAAAUAUCUUCCUUUUCGGCCUUUUUUAUCAGUAUGUUGUUUGUUAUGGAGAUUAUCAUUUGAUCAGUGUAAUACCUAUUAAUAAUAGCACAUUUGUUGAAAUAUUUUUUCACUAUGAGAUUAAGCUAAUUUAAAUGAUUAAAGCAGUUUUCUCAGUCAAUACGAAAAACUAAAUUAUUAAUAAGUCGAAUACUAUUUUCCAGAUUGUUCACAAGUCGUAUUAGAAAAGCAUAUGUUGCUAUUGAAGAAAACGUAAUUUUGCUGCCUAUCCAUUCACAUCAACAGUAUUUUCUAGUCAUUUAAUGACACAAGUCUGUGAUUUGUUCAUCUAGAGUUUAUCAUUCCCAAGGUUAUCUUAAAAAGUGUGCUUCAAGUUAACAUGAUAGUUAAUGAAAAGUGUUCUGUCUGUUCUGUGAUGUUGUCAAAGAAAUAUAUUCACAUGCAAUUUGAAAUUUGAUAAGUAGUGAAUGUGUUUCAAUUUUGAAUGUUGUAUUAAAAAUGUGUUCUCUUUAAAGUUCACGAAAUCUGUUAAUUCAGUCAGAUAAUCUUCUGCUAGUUGUGAUUAAAUACCUUGUUUAAUCAUUUGCAUAUAUCUUCAUCAGAAAUGGUUAUUCUUAGCCUUUAGGAAGUUUAGGUUCUCAACUCAAGAUUGACCUUUUCUGAAAAUGUUAUAAAAAAUUAUUUUAAUCCCAAAUGUAUUUACUGCAAGCUGAAUAAUUUACUUUUGCUUGUUUAAUGACGAUGUUCUUUCCAUAGAAUAAAGCAUUUAAUGUAAAUUCAUUCUCUAGAGAAAACUUGCUAGUCUGUCUAAGUUAACUUCGUCCAAAAUAUUUUGGACGUUUUAAACUUCAAAACUUCAAUUUAAAAAGUCAAAUAUUCGCCUAGCCUUGAGGUUAUUAAACUUUUUCUAGAGUUCUAUCUCGAAUCUCGGCUGGACCCUGGUGUAAUUUUAAAGGUCAAGAUUUAAUGAUAGAGGAAGUAUUACCAGUAAGAUAUAUUUCUCUGCAUAUUUGCAAAAUAACAAUUAUUUGAUUUAAUAAGAUAAUGAUUUACUGCAUGAGAUAAUUUUGUAAUAAUUAAGUGAACUAGGGAAACAUUGUUGAUACAUAUUUAAUUUAAUUUGAAACCUUCAUUUUCUGACCAAGAAUAUGUUUUCUUUAACACAAUUCUAAUAUUGCAUUUAUAUACAUUGUUACUAUUUCCA
This is a messenger RNA of Ruditapes philippinarum (Manila clam), 5146 nucleotides long. Its product is annotated as protein kintoun-like. The coding region runs from base 34 to 2985 and encodes 983 amino acids. Gene Ontology annotation, biological process: axonemal dynein complex assembly. Gene Ontology annotation, cellular component: cytoplasm. The transcript has 5 exons. Lineage: Eukaryota; Metazoa; Mollusca; Bivalvia; Venerida; Veneridae. The record is from RefSeq and is a predicted model, not a curated record.